Messenger RNA from Osmia bicornis bicornis, 1213 nucleotides. RefSeq names its product programmed cell death protein 2 (gene Zfrp8). Gene Ontology annotation, cellular component: nucleus; cytoplasm. The record is from RefSeq and is a predicted model, not a curated record. Lineage: Eukaryota; Metazoa; Arthropoda; Insecta; Hymenoptera; Megachilidae. The transcript has 4 exons. The coding region runs from base 53 to 1111 and encodes 352 amino acids.
GUGGUAUAAGUUUAUAGUAAACAAAUGUUUAAAAAUAUAUAUUUUGUAUAAAAUGACAGUAGAUUUAGGUUUUGCAGAAAAACGUGAAUCUUGGCGGCUAGAAAGUAGAUUUUUUCCAAGCAAAAUUGGUGGUAAGCCGGCGUGGCUUAAUUUAAAAAAUAUUCCUGGAGAGAAAGAUCUUCAAUGCGAAUAUUGCAAAGAGCCUUGUAUUUUUUUAUGUCAAAUCUAUGCCCCAUACGAAGAUAGUGACGAUGCUUUUCAUCGAACGAUAUUUGUUUUUAUAUGCAAGAAACCUGAAUGCUGUAGAACAAAUGAAAACGGAAAUUUAAAGGUAUUUCGGUCACAAUUACCGAAAGCGAAUGAAUUUUAUCCACCCGAACCACCUGUGGAACAGAAUGACUGGAGGACUGAUAUUAAUAUAAAUCGGUGGAAAAACACAUGUUACAUUUGUGGAAUAUUAGCACCGAAUCAUUGUUCUAAAUGUAAAAAUGUAAACUACUGUUGUCGUGCUCAUCAAGUUUAUCAUUGGAAGCAUGGGCACAAAAAGUCUUGUAACACUAACAAAGAAGUUGUUGAAAACAACAAAUUUUUAUUUCCUGAACAUGAAAUAGUUAUAGAAAGAGAAGAUGUCGAAAAUGAUAAUGAUGUGAACAAGUUGAACGAAGAGGAAGAAGAAAUUAAGAAGUAUGAAACAAUGAUACAAAAUAAUGAAGCAGGAACUCUUCAAAAUGAAGAUAUACAAGAAGAAUUAUUACAUAUAGCUAAUCAAAAGGAAGAUGAAACAUUUUCUAAAUUCCAGUUAGCUGUUGAUGAAUAUCCAGAUCAAAUUAUAAGAUAUAACAGGGGAGGUGAAAUUUUAUAUAUCUCAGCAGAAGCUAAAAUUAAUAAAAUACCAAAAUGUGUUGACUGCAAUGGAGAGAGACAGUUUGAAUUUCAAAUUAUGCCUCAAUUAUUGAACUUCCUUGAUUUAGAAGAUCCAUUUAAGUGCAUCGAUUGGGGAAUUUUAGGAGUAUUCACUUGUAUAAAAUCAUGCACACCUAAAAAUGGAUACAGCAUAGAAUAUAUAUGGAAACAAGAUAUUAUUGAAACUGAGUCCACCACUGUUUCUUAAGUGCAUAAUACAUGAAUAAUUAUAAAAUAUUAUUAACAUUGUACAGAGUAUGAGAAUUAUUCAAUGAAUAAUGUAUAAUAAAAUAAUUUAAAUUAUUUUAUU